This is a messenger RNA of Gasterosteus aculeatus aculeatus (three-spined stickleback), 2260 nucleotides long. RefSeq names its product tumor necrosis factor receptor superfamily member 19. Gene Ontology annotation, biological process: positive regulation of JNK cascade; positive regulation of canonical NF-kappaB signal transduction. Gene Ontology annotation, molecular function: protein binding; signaling receptor activity. The record is from RefSeq and is a predicted model, not a curated record. Gene Ontology annotation, cellular component: plasma membrane. Lineage: Eukaryota; Metazoa; Chordata; Actinopteri; Perciformes; Gasterosteidae.
AGCUGAAUGCUGUUAUCGAUCCCCGGGGUGUGUGCUUGUGCUCCGCGUGGCUUCGGGUGGUCUUUGAUGUAGGUGGGCUGAUCGCAGAUCAGAUAUACACGCCCUCCCCUCCUCCUCCUCCUCCCUCCUCCUCCUCGUGUCCCCGCCUUUGAUGUGGCGGCUUGUAGUCCUCGCGCUGCGUUGCGCUUCGCUUCAGCUGCGGCGCUGACAUGGUGAGCGGACCGGUGCGGGACUCACAGCAGCACACCUCUCCCCGGUAAGCUCUCCCCCCGCUUCAGGCUGAAACAAGUGGCUCAUCAAAAUGGUCUGGAUUCUUCAACAAACCCUCUCACUUCUAAUAACUCUGCAUGUCAUCUAUUCAACUCUGAUUCCCGUGGGGGCCGAGGAGGAGACCCGAGAAUGCAGAGAACAGGAGUACAGGGAUCGCUUUGGGAACUGUAAACGCUGCAAGCAGUGUGAUGCAGGACAGGAGCUAUCAAAGGAAUGCGGCUUUGGCUAUGGAGAGGAUGCCCGGUGCGUGCCCUGCCGGAGCAGCCGCUUCAAGGAGGACCGCAGCCUGCAGAAGUGCAAGCCCUGCCUGGACUGUGGGCUCAUCAACCGCUUCCAGAAGGGCAACUGCUCCACCACCAGCAACGCCGUGUGUGGCGAGUGUCUGCCGGGAUAUUACAGGAAGACCAAACUGAGUGGUUUUCAGGACAUGGAGUGUAUUCCGUGUGGUGACCCUGCGCCUCCUUACGAGCCUCACUGCAGCGGGCGUGUGAACCUGGUGCCGCUGCCCUCGGUGGUGACCAGCCCGCGGGACGUGGCCCUCGCCGCGGUCAUCUGCAGCGCUCUGGCCACCGUGCUGCUGGCGCUGCUGGUCCUCUGCGUCAUCUACUGCAAGAGGCAGCUGCUGGAGAAGAAGCCCAGCGCUGCCUCUCUGAGGUCCCAGGACUGUCCCUUCGGUGGCGCGGAGUUGUCCUUCCUCGACCCCCGUUGGCUCCAGGACGUCCCCCAGAGACCCUGCUGCCAGUGUCACCUCGGCCCCCGACCGGCCUGCGGUCCCGUCCACCUGAUCCCAUCUCUGUGCUGCGACGAGAGCUGCAGUCUGGGCCGCAGUCCCUUCCAGUCCCUGGCGAGCCUCGGCGACGGGAGUGCCCACCACCACGAGGACAGCGUCCCGCUGCAGCCGGGAGGACAUUCUGAGGCCGGGGGGGCGAGAGGGGCGUCAGAGCCCGCAGAGAGCGACGCGGGGGGACCGGAGGGGGAGGGACACGGCGACCACCAAGAGGACGGAUGCGAGUCAAGGGGGAAUUUGACGAAGCUGUGACGGGUGCGCCGGGUCUGGAAGGACCACAAGGAUUUCUUUGGCUCGUGUUGCACCCCGAACUCCACCGCCACGGCCAGCAACCCAGAUGAGAUUACUCCAUAACACCCCCCCCACACACACCCCGCCCCCCCCCCUCCUCCACACAGAUGAGCUGCAGCCGCUCUCAAGUCUGGUUGCAGCACGGAUCUUUGAAAACGCCGCUGAACUCAGUGUCCCUCGUCAAGGGCUCCAGAUAGAAUAGAUGCAAACAAAAGCACUGCCGAAGAAAAUCAAAGCGAGGGGGCAAAGGGGAGCGAGACACACACACACACACACACACACAGAAUGUGACCUCACAGGCCCAGAGGGUGAAAUCGAAUGAAGUUCAAACGUCGAGGAGUAUUGACUUCUUACCGUGAAUCAGUCUCUGCUCUGCGACUUUCAUAUUUACAUGUAGAAGAACUGAACCACUGACCCAACAGGUGGCGUUAUGAAGCUUUUGUGUAAAGGUAAUCUGAGGCGUGAAGAAAAGUGUCAAAAGUUAUUAUGUUGCACAUUGAAGACAAUCUUGACUAUAUGGAGUUAGAACAGGGAAUGUCAAAGUGAUAGAUUUGUUGUAGAUACUGUAAAAUAUUAAAUAGAUACAUAUUUUUGUAACAUAGACAUGACUGACAAUAUGUUUGCUUUGCUUCCCACAGUUAUAGUGUUGUUGGUUGUGAUUGGUCACUUCCAAAUGUUGUUUUUGUAAUUAAACCACUUGAACAAGUUUACAUACCCAGGAAUUCAUUUCCUCAGUUCUUUAAAUCAAGCAUUUUAGUAUUUCCAUUCCACCGUUUGGGGGUUAAAUGUAAGACACAAUUAGACAGCUGCCGCCUUUCUUUCUAUAGUUUGAUCUUUGUUUCAAAAAAUGUUACAGUGAUGAAACUUAAGAGCUGGAACAAUGAAUGAAUAAACAGAAUGAUUUGUAAUGUG